Molecule: messenger RNA, 3751 nt
Organism: Phascolarctos cinereus (koala)
Lineage: Eukaryota; Metazoa; Chordata; Mammalia; Diprotodontia; Phascolarctidae
Gene: EPN3
Product: epsin 3
Biological process (GO): endocytosis
Cellular component (GO): clathrin vesicle coat; plasma membrane; endosome
Molecular function (GO): phospholipid binding; clathrin binding
Source: RefSeq, a predicted model, not a curated record
UGGGACAGCAGGCUCUCAGAGAGCGUUGUGGCGCCUCGUGGGCAGGAAGGGGUUAAUGAGCCCUGCUGAUUCCUCCUGUGUCCUGUUACUGCUGAGGCGGACCUGCCCAGCCAGCUGAGCAACUUUCUCUUCGGGUACAGGAGGCAGAGCUGCUCCCCAGUUUCCGAUGUCUCGGGACCCCUGUUCACUUUCUGGUAUGGAGGGAUCUGCCCCUUCUGGGCAGCGUGGUUUGCUGGAGGGCAGUAUUUGUUGGAUCUGAAGACACUGGGGCUGUCCUGUUCCCAACCUGCUGGGACUGGCAGGUCACUGCAGAGCCUGGGCUCUGGCUCCUGGGCUGAGCUAAGCCUCCUGACGCUGCCGCUGCCGCCACCCUAGCUGCUGCUCGUAGAAGGAGGCUGCACCAAAGGACACAGCUCCUGCUCCAACAGUCCAGUGUCUAUCUACCCCUGUCAGUGGCUGGUCGGGGUCAGGAAGAGGUGGAUGUGAACUCAGUGGAAUUCUCCUGGAACCCCAAGGUCAGGUCUGGGGAUCCCAGGGAACUCUGCAGGAGGCUGGAGAGGAGAAGAUCCAUGAAGAACCCUCCACAGCAACGGUCCCUUUCCUACUGAGACCAACAUUCCCUGUCCACGGAUUUCUUGGGGUCAGAGCCUGUGAACAUUAACCUCUUGCCCUCAGUGCCUCCUUUCUCACUGGGGGAGGGGACUCUCAUCCCCAGUGCCCCCAGCCAUGACAACCUCAGCUCUGAGACGGCAGGUAAAGAAUAUUGUGCACAAUUAUUCAGAAGCAGAAAUUAAGGUACGUGAAGCAACCAGCAAUGAUCCCUGGGGCCCACCAAGCUCCCUCAUGUCAGAGAUCGCUGACUUGACUUUUAAUACCGUGGCCUUUGCUGAGGUCAUGGGCAUGAUCUGGAGGCGGCUCAAUGAUAGUGGAAAGAACUGGCGCCAUGUAUACAAGGCUCUGACCCUGUUGGACUAUUUGCUGAAGACUGGCUCUGAUAAAGUGGCCCACCAGUGUCGAGAAAACCUCUACACCAUUCAGACCCUCAAGGACUUCCAGUAUGUGGAUCGAGAUGGCAAGGAUCAGGGCAUCAAUGUUCGAGAGAAGGUCAAGCAGGUGAUGGGGCUGCUCAAGGAUGAGGAGCGAUUGAAGCAGGAAAGGACCCAUGCUCUCAAGACGAAGGAACGCAUGGCUCUAGAGGGCUCUGGCAUUGGCAGCGGGCAGUUAAGCUAUGGUCGCCGGUCCUCCCAUUAUGGGGACGAGUUCAGCCGGACCAGAGGAUCCCCUUCUUCCUACAACUCUUCAUCUUCGUCUCCUCGAUUUACCUCUGACCUGGAGCAAGCUAGACCCCAGACAACAGGAGAGGAGGAGCUACAGCUGCAGCUGGCGCUGGCCAUGAGCCGGGAGGAGGCAGAGAAGCAGCCGGUCCCUCCAGCCUCCCACAGGGACGAGGAUCUGCAGCUGCAGCUGGCAUUGCGCCUGAGCCAGCAGGAGCAUGAGAAGGAGGUGAGGUCCUGGAGGGGAGAUGACUCCCCCUUAUCCAAAGGCGCUGGGGGCCAUGGUCGCCGGGACCAGGACCCCGAAAGAGAGGAGGAAAAGGAAGGAGAGAAACUGAAAACCAGCCAGUCUUCCAUCCUGGACCUUGCUGAUAUCUUUGGACCAGGACCAGCUCCACCUUCCACACACAGCUCUGCUGACCCAUGGGAUAUCCCAGGUCUCAGGUCAACUGUGGAGCCUGCCGGCUCCUCUUGGGGACCCUCUGCAGACCCUUGGUCUCCAGCCCCCUCUGGAGAUCCUCUGUCCCGUAGCCAGCCUUGGGACUUGCCAUCUAUGCUCUCUUCUUCGGAACCCUGGAGAAGGACGCCUGGCCCCCCCCUUUCCAUGGAUCCCUGGGUGAAGGAUUCUCCCCACCACAAACCCUCUGGCUCAGGAACAGACCCCUGGGGAGCUACCUUGGACACCCCCAGCACUCCCACAGCUCUAGGUGGUUCAGCCUUUGACUUAUUUGCCAAACUUCCAGAGUCAACAGAGGCCAGAGAGGGGUCUGAGAGUGCCCAGGCCCUCCCCUCCGCACGAUCUGGCAGCCCUGACCUAGACCUCUUUGGAGACCCUCUCCCUAGCUCCAAGCAGAAUGGCACAAAGGAGUCAGAUGCUUUUGACCUGGGAGGACUUGGUGGGGCAUUGACUCAGGCAGGCAAAGACGGUCGAGCCUGCCAGACCCCUGAGUCCUUCCUGGGACCCUCAGCCUCCUCCUUGGUCAACCUGGAUUCACUAGUGAUGGCUCCACAGCCUACGAAGACAAGAAACCCAUUCCUUUCAGGUCUCAGUGCCCCGUCCCCCACCAACCCAUUCAGUUUGGGUGAGCAGUGCAAGCCAACUCUCAAUCAGAUGCGGACAGGGUCUCCAGGGCCCAAUCUGGCCUCCUCAGUGCCUAUGGGUGCUCCCGUAGGCUCAAUGACCUACAGCACCUCUCUGCCCCUUCCACUCAGCAGUGUUCCAUCAGGAAUGACCCUUCCUGCCUCUGUCAGCGUCUUCCCUCAGGCUGGCACCUUCCCUCAGCUGCCUGGGACCUUGCCCCAGCCCCUGCUCCCAAUGUCUGGUUCAGUGGGACCCCUGAAUCCUUCUUCUCAGUCAGGCACCAAUCCUUUCCUUUGAACUCUGCCCUCAUCUGCUCAGCUCUCACUUCUGGCACCUUCUUCCCUCCUCUCUGGAAACAGUUUCCAUGUCUGUUGGCCUUGCUUCUCUGCCUCUGUGCCCCGGUCAGCCGCUGGCAGCUGACCAGAGCUUUUCCCACCCCUUGCUUAAGGGGCUGGGACAAUGGACAGGGGCACUGCCCCCAUCCCACUUAGGUCAGUAUGAAUGUUGCCUGGAUGCUUGGUUCCCUGUCCUGCCUCAGGAGUGAGAGAGGGUCUUGGGAGCUCAGGGAAAGGACAUCACAGGAGCCAGCAUCCCCCAGGUUUUGUCUGGGCUGGAGGAGUGGCUUUCCAGGCUCCAGCUAUCCCUUGAAGGGGCUCGUGUAUGUAUGUAUGUGUGGAGGGCUCCGACACCACAAGUACUGUAGUGCAUAGCACAGAAGAAGCCUGGUGACCAGAAGCCUUUUGGAGCCAUGGCAAUGGUCCCAGAAUAAAUACCUGAACUAGCACGAUAGAGCCGAGUUGUGCUUGUGACCUUCUUAUGGUGGCGAGCAGUUCUGUUGUGAAUGAAGGGAAGGAGGGGGCGAGGCAGGAGCAUUCCUUCCUUGCAUCCCUCUCCAGCCCCUAUCUCCCAAAGCCCCUGGAGGGGAAGGGGAGGGGAAUGGGAUCCAAAACACAGAAGUCAGCUCUUGGGUUUGCGUAAACUGGACAUGUCUCUCUCAGAAAGCUUGACCCAGAGAGACAGUUCCCCUCGGUUGGGUCUCCAGUUGUUCAGGGCCUGAACUUCACUCUCUAACUCAUAGGGAUUCUGAGAAUUAAAAGAAACUUCAGAUUAUUAGGGGUAAAGACCUUGGGAGAUGGAUAGGCUGGAGACAGUGCAAGAAAGUAGAAGGCAUUCUCCCUCAUUCCAAGUAACCACGGGGGAGCUCGACACGGACGCCAGAAAACUUGAAGCGUUCCAUGUGCUCAUCACGUGAAGAUUCUCCCCUUCAGAGAAGAUGGCAAUCUGUCCGUAUCUUCUCCACUUGGGUGACUGUGGUCCACAUCCUGCUGUAAAUCCUCUGUUUAUCCACUCAGUAUGCUGGAGCAUCGCCUCUAAUUUUUAAAAUAAUUCAUAGCUA